AUGUCUGCGACGCCGAGGGCUGGAUCGGCUAGGCGCGGCUCGUGCGUGACCACCAGGCGGUUGCUAGGGGUGACGUCGUCCUUGCCGUUGCUAGGCAGUGCCACCUCGAUGCGCGAAUGGGAUUUGCCCGAGACGGCGGGUUUAUUUUUUGAACCCGGUAAUGCC
Sphaeroforma arctica JP610 is the source of this 165-nucleotide messenger RNA. RefSeq lists its product as hypothetical. NCBI's taxonomy places the organism in Eukaryota, Ichthyosporea, Ichthyophonida. The annotation marks the transcript as partial. The transcript has a single exon. The record is from RefSeq and is a predicted model, not a curated record.